This is a messenger RNA of Alligator mississippiensis (American alligator), 792 nucleotides long. RefSeq names its product olfactory receptor 14A16-like. Gene Ontology annotation, molecular function: G protein-coupled receptor activity; olfactory receptor activity; odorant binding. The record is from RefSeq and is a predicted model, not a curated record. The annotation marks the transcript as partial. Gene Ontology annotation, cellular component: membrane. Lineage: Eukaryota; Metazoa; Chordata; Crocodylia; Alligatoridae. The transcript is spliced from 2 exons. Gene Ontology annotation, biological process: G protein-coupled receptor signaling pathway.
AUGCAACUGCUUGAUGUAUACCUGGCAGCCCUGACAGCGAAUCUCCUAACAAUCACAGCUGUAGCCCUCAGCCACCACCUCCAUUCCCCAAUGCACUUCUUUUUGACAAAUUUAUUCAUCCUAGACCUCGGCUGUAUCUCAGUGACCAUGCCCAAAUCCAUGUCUAACUCUUUAUUGAACACCAGGUGGAUUUCCUAUGCUGGAUGUGUUGCCCAAGUGUUUUGUCUCAUCUGCUUCUUGGGAGCAAAUGUAUCCCUUCUCACAGUUAUGGCAUACGACCGGUACAUUGCUAUCUUCAAGCCACUGCAUUAUGAGAUAAUAAUGAACAGGAGAACUUGCAUCCAGAUGGCUGCUUGUGCUUGGGCUGCUGGUGUCAUGUACUCUGCACUGCACACUGGGAACACCUUUAGUCUCCCCUUCUGCCGCUCAAAUAUCAUCAACCAGUUCUUCUGUGAAGUGCCCCAGCUGCUCAAGCUCUCUUGCUCUGACACAUACCACAGAGAGCUGGCAGCUCUUGUCUUCAGUUUGUGUUUAGCUUUAGGCUGUUUUGCUUUCAUCGUUGUGUCAUAUGUUCAGAUCUUCACCGCAGUGUGGAGAAUCCCCUCUAAGCAGGGCCGGCAGAAAGCCUUCUCCACCUGCAUUCCUCACCUGAUUGUGGUCUCCCUGUUUCUUUCCACUGGUGGCAUUGCCUACUUGAAGCCAAUCUCUGACUCCUCGUCCCCUCUGGAUCUCCUGGCAGCUGUUCUGUAUUGUGUGGUGCCUCCAUUGAUGAAUCCGAUCAUCUACAGCAUG